GUUUCCACUGGUCAGUCUGCACAGCAACAUCAAACACACCUGGACUCUGUGGUUAUGCGGCUGGAGGACAACAUCACCAUGUUUGUGAAGAACGAGCUGAAGAAGAUCCAGAAGCUUCUGAGUCCAGAUCACCCAGAAACUUUAAAGAGCCAGAUGGAGGAUGAGGAGAUGUUUGGAGGUGAGGAUGAAGAUGAAAGAAAGAGCUGCAGAGAAGCAUUUCUGAAGAUCACACUCCACUUCUUGAGGAGACUUAAGCAGCAUGAGAUGGCUGACCAUCUGCAGAGCAAAAUAUUUGCUUUACUCUGUAAACGUGAACUUAAAGCCCAACUGAAGAAGAAGUUCCAGUGUGUGUUUGAGGGCAUCGCUAAAGCAGGAAGCCCAACCCUCCUGAAUCAGAUCUACACAGAGCUCCACAUCACAGAGGGAGGGACUGCAGAGGUCAAUGAUGAACAUGAGGUCAGACAGAUUGAAACAGCAUCCAGGAAACCAGACAGAGCAGAAACAACCAUCAGACAAGAAGACAUCUUUAAAGUCUCACCUGGAAGAGACGAACCAAUCAGAACAGUGCUGACAAAGGGAGUGGCUGGCAUUGGGAAAACAGUCUUAACACAGAAAUACAGCCUGGACUGGGCUGAAGACAAAGCCAACCAGGACAUCCAGUUCAUAUUUCCAUUCACUUUCAGAGAGCUGAAUGUGCUGAAAGAGGAAAAGUUCAGCUUGGUGGAACUUGUUCAUCACUUCUUUAAUCAAACUAACCAAUCAGGAAUCUGCAGGCUUGAAGACUUCCAGGUUGUGUUCAUACUUGAUGGUCUGGAUGAGUGUCGACUUAAUUUGGACUUCAACAAAACUAAAAUCCUGACUGAAACAAGAAAGUCCACCUCAUUGGAUGAACUGCUGACAAACCUCAUCAGAGGGAACCUGCUCCCUUCUGCUCGCCUUUGGAUAACAACACGACCUGCAGCAGCCAAUCAGAUCCCUCCUCAGUGUGUCGACAUGGUGACAGAGGUCAGAGGGUUCACUGACCCACAGAAGGAGGAGUACUUCAGGAAGAGAUUCAGAGAUGAGGAGCAGGCCAGCAGGAUCAUCUCCCACAUCAAGAAAGCUCGAAGCCUCCACAUCAUGUGCCACAUCCCAGUCUUCUGCUGGAUCACUGCUACAGUUCUGGAGGAUGUGCUGGAAACCAGAGAGGGAGGACAGCUGCCCAACACCCUGACUGAGAUGUACAUCCACUUCCUGGUGGUUCAGGCCAAAGUCAAGAGGAUCAAAUAUGAUGGAGGAGCUGAGACAGAUCCACACUGGAGUCCAGAGAGCAGGAAGAUGAUUGAGUCACUGGGAAAACUGGCUUUUGAUCAGCUGCAGAAAGGAAACCUGAUCUUCUAUGAACCAGACCUGACAGAGUGUGGCAUUGAUAUCAGAGCAGCCUCAGUGUACUCAGGAGUGUUCACACAGAUCUUUAAAGAGGAGAAACAACUGUACCAGAACAAGGUGUUCUGCUUUGUUCAUCUCAGUGUUCAGGAGUUUCUGGCUGCUCUUCAUGUCCACCUGACCUUCAUCAACUCUGGACUCAAUCUGCUGGAAGAACAACAAACAACGUCCAUGUGGCCUAAAUUAUUUGAUAAACCAAAACUCCAAUCUCUCCACCAGUGUGCUGUGGACAAGGCCUUACAGAGCCCCAAUGGACACCUGGACUUGUUCCUUCGUUUUCUCUUGGGUCUGAAGACUAAUCAAACUCGUUUGCAAGGCCUGAUGACACAGACAGGAAGUAGCGCACAGACCAAUCAAGAAGCAGUUCAGUACAUCAAGGAGAAGCUCAGUGAGAAUCUGUCUGCAGAGAAAAGCAUCAAUCUGUUCCACUGUCUGAAUGAACUGAAUGAUCGUUCUCUACUGGAGGAGAUCCAACAGUCCCUGAGAUCAGGACGUCUCUCCACAGAUAAACUGUCUCCUGCUCAGUGGUCAGCUCUGGUCUUCAUCUUACUGUCAUCAGAAAAAGAUCUGGAUGAGUUUGACCUGCAGAAAUACUUUGGUUCAGAGGAGGCUCUUCUGAGGCUGCUGCCAGUGGUCAAAGUCUCUAAAAAAGCUCUGUAA
Messenger RNA from Pelmatolapia mariae (spotted tilapia), 2085 nucleotides. RefSeq names its product protein NLRC3-like. The record is from RefSeq and is a predicted model, not a curated record. NCBI's taxonomy places the organism in Eukaryota, Metazoa, Chordata, Actinopteri, Cichliformes, Cichlidae. The coding region runs from base 55 to 2085 and encodes 676 amino acids. The transcript is spliced from 3 exons. Gene Ontology annotation, biological process: intracellular signal transduction.